AUGAUCAUACACAUUAGAGCAUAUUCAGGAUUAUUCCUAAUAUUUUUAAAUAAUUUAUUCGUAGAAUCUUAUUUUUUACCCAAUAAUUCAUACUCUUUUAUUAACACAUUUGGUCAUAAGUAUUUCGAGGCUCCAACUCAUAGUUUUAAAACUAAACAUAUCGCAAAAGACCUUUUAUCAAGGUUUAAAAAUAAAAGUCUUCAAGUGAGGUUACACGAAGAUAGUAAUAAUGUGUUUACAAAUGAAUUGGAAGAUAGGUAUACAAAUCCUCCUGGAUUUAACUUACCCGAUCAAACACCAAGAAACGUUAUCGCAAGAUACAUGUCCUUAAAGGACGCUCUGAUAUCAAAUUCCGCAACGUUGAUCAUGUUGUCCAUAUAUUUGAUAAGGAUAUUCAGGACCUUAGUUAUCGCAAGAACUUUUCUGGACACACUGAUUCAAAUUAACCCCUAUUUACCUCCAUUUAACUUCAUUUACGACACAACUAACUUCUAUCUUAAGUUCUGUGACUCCUUUCCUAAGUUUUUUGGGGUUAAUCUUCUAUCUGAGAUUCCCUGGUUCAUCCUGUCUGCCCUUGAACGGUACUUAUUUUCACUACUGGGUCAGGAACCCUAA
Messenger RNA from Theileria parva strain Muguga, 615 nucleotides. Its product is annotated as putative integral membrane protein. The coding region runs from base 1 to 615 and encodes 204 amino acids. The record is from RefSeq and is a predicted model, not a curated record. NCBI's taxonomy places the organism in Eukaryota, Apicomplexa, Aconoidasida, Piroplasmida, Theileriidae. The transcript has a single exon.